Messenger RNA from Oncorhynchus nerka (sockeye salmon), 4992 nucleotides. RefSeq names its product netrin-G2-like. The transcript is spliced from 17 exons. Gene Ontology annotation, biological process: tissue development; substrate adhesion-dependent cell spreading; animal organ morphogenesis. NCBI's taxonomy places the organism in Eukaryota, Metazoa, Chordata, Actinopteri, Salmoniformes, Salmonidae. Gene Ontology annotation, cellular component: basement membrane. The coding region runs from base 1278 to 4328 and encodes 1016 amino acids. The record is from RefSeq and is a predicted model, not a curated record.
CGGCCUGUGGGACGGUUCAGUUUGGUGCAUGUCGGCCCACGCGAGAAAGCGUCGAGAGCGAAGUUGCGCCGCCCGCCCCGGAGGUUAGCAGAUAAAAGCCCUGGAAGUGAUUGGAAGUGAUGGUGAAAAGGAUUUAGCCCAGGCAUUAAGAGAGAGAGAGAAGGGUUUGUGAGUACAUAAGAGGGAGAGAAGGGUAAGUGAGUACACAAGAGAGAGAGAGAGAGAGAGAGAGGGACAGGGAGUACACAAGAGAGAGAGAAGGAGAGAGGGACAGGGAGUAGACGAGAGAGAGAUUUUCCACCAAGCUUUUUUUUUCUGCCCUUGAGCAUCCCGGGUAAACCCGAGCUUGUAAAGUGGGAGGAGAAGAAACGGGCACCAGCCCUUCCUCAAAGUCAAUAUUUUCACUUUUGAUUCUCCUUCAAGCUGGAAAUCACGCUCUUUUUCCCCAACCGCCCGUUUCCAGAUCUAGGACACCGUUCUACUCUGUGCAGCCUUCCGCGGUGUAGUAAAAAAGUUACCCGCUGGAGAAGACCAACAAGGAGACCAGACCAGAUAACAGGAGUGGAGUACAGUAGCCUGCCUACACAUCGACAGGAGCCCGAUAGUGUAGAUGGAGCCGUGCAAGGCUCACGGCAGAGAGGCGGUCGUAUAAAGGGACAGAGAAGCUCUCCCGGAUCAGAUGAAUGUUCUAAGACAAUCACUGAGGCAAGGCUCCGGGCCGCUGCAUCACGACCUGAUGGCUGUAUCUAAAGACGUAGUCCACUCUCCCUUAUCAUCCCUAGCGGGCAGCUCUCACCUCUCCCAGAACAAAAAGGACCUCUGAAGUAUGGAUUUGUUCUGCUCAUUCUCCAACCACCACCACCGCAAACGCAGCACUGGCGCCACUAUGGUUGAAGUAGAUGUGAAGUUUCUCUGACUUUCGACGCCCCCUGCUCUAUUAUUUGUCACUUUUCCAUAUCCGACAUCCAAACAAGUUAGUUUAAUUUCCUAAAGGAGCUGUGAUUAUUUGUAGGCCCACGUUUGUUGAACGGCUGUAAAUUGACUUAGCCAACUCGAACACUUUUAUUUCUCUUGCGUUUUGUAUUUUUUCCAUCAUCCCCCAAACGUACCCUUAAGCUCAGGUGAGCGUGCAGACGCAUCUUGGUGACAACGAAGUUACUUACUGUGUCCGUAUGAUCCUCAGUCGAGUUCCAUGCUCUUCGCCUCAACUCUGACUACUGUGGCCCCCCUCGCCCUUUUCCGCCAGACCACACUCGUCCUCGGACAACUCUCGUGCCAUGCUCUGCCAGGCCGUGUUGCUCCUCCUGCACUGCUUUGCCUCCUUGACGCUGGGCCAGUACGACCUGUGCAAGUCCCUGGUGAGCACGGACGAUGGCGCAGUGUGGGAGCAGUAUGCAUGCCAGCCCAAGGCCCAGUCCAUGAAGGACUACAUGCGGGUGAAGGUGGACCCGCCGGGCAUCACCUGUGGCAACCCGCCCGAGAGAUUCUGCACUCUGGAGAACCCGUAUCUGUGCAGUGACGAGUGUGACGCCUCCAACCCGGACCUGGCCCACCCUCCUCAGCUGAUGCAGGACCGCGAGCACACCGGCCGCAUCACCUACUGGCAGACAGUCACAUGGGCCCGUUAUCCAGAACCCCUCUUGGCCAACAUCUCCCUAGCCUGGAACAAGAGCCUGGAGCUGACGGACGACAUCGCCAUUACCUUUGAGUACGGCCGCCCCACCUUAAUGGUGCUGGACAAGUCCAUGGACCACGGCCGUACCUGGCAGCCCUACCAGUUCUACGCUGACGAUUGUCUCGAGUCCUUUAACAUGGCACCAAAGCGCGUCCCCGAUCUAUCACCUGCAAAUAUUACUCUUGUCAUCUGCACCGAGCAGUUCUCACGCUGGGUGGGAUCGAAGAACGAUAAGAACGUAAAGUUCGAGGUUCGGGCGCGCUUCGCAGUGUUCGCCGGGCCUAGGUUGCUCAACAUGGACAGCUUGUACACCCGUAUGGAGAGUAUGAAGGGCCUGAGGGAAUUCUUUACCUUCACUAACCUCAGGCUGAGGCUGCUCAGACCGGCCCUGGGGGGAACCUACAUGCAGAGGGACAACCUGCUCAAGUACUUUUACGCCAUCUCCAACAUCGAGGUGCCCGCAAGGUGUAAGUGUAACCUGCAUUCGUCGCUGUGCCUGCUGCAAGAGGGGAACCUCCAGUGUCAGUGUGAACACAACACCACGGGACAGGACUGUCAGCGCUGCAAGAAGGGCUUCAAGGCCAAGUCUUGGAAAGCUGGCUCCUACCUGCCCACACCCAACGGAUCUCCCAACACCUGUGCAAUCGCUGGUGCCCCCACAGGCGGUGGUUCUAAACUGUCAGAAACUUUGCCUUUGACCACCACAACCACUACUUCAGCCCCCACUACAACCUCCAUAAGUGAAAGCGAACCUGAAACUACAACCGUAUUCCCCACUACCACACCAGAACCAGACCUGACCACAACCGCUACUCAAGAAGCUUCUGCUACUACUACUCAGGAAGAGCCCAUCCUUUCAACCGAGGCCCCAACCGACACCACCACCACUCCCCCAACAGAGCCCCCUGUUACGGACCCUGAGCCUCCCCUCAUUUCCACCAUCACCCCCACCGAUUCCCCUCCACCACCUCCACUUAUAGAGGAAAAACGUACAACCUCCAUCUACAUUACCACAGAGGCCACGCCCCCUACAACCACCCCUCAGUCUAUCACAGAGGAGGCCACACCCCCUCCACCAAUCAUGGAGGAGCUCACGUCAACGUUCCUGACCGAGAGCACUGCCCCUGUCACAACACCGCCCCCAACGGAGCUGCCUAAGCCAAUGGUUGUAGAGAGUGAAGAAGGUUGCAAUGUUUUUUGUACAGAUGCUAAUAGUGAAGUGGCAGAAGAUGCAGGAGAGACUGAGAUUCCCUCUGAAAAAGAGGGUGAGGAAGAAGAGAUGAAGGAGAAAGAGAGGAGGGAAGAGACUGAAGAAGUCACCUCCAAACCUGCUGAAGCAGAGGACAAUGCGACGAGUGAUACUCCCUCUAAGAUAGGACUAAAGAAAGAGGGAGUGGAGGAGAAAGAGGGAGUGGAGGAGAAAGAGGGAGUGGAGGAGAAAGAGGGAGUGGAGGAGAAAGAGGAAAAGACUGAAGAAGUCACACAAAAGCCUGAAGCAGUGGACUCUGGGAAAAGAGAAAAGCCCUCUGGCAAAGAUGAGCGGAUGGUGGAGAAAGAGGAAAAGAAAGAGACGACAACAGAGAAGGAGAGAAAUAAAGUUCCCCCCCAACCUGAGGCAGAGGGCCCUGGAGAGAGUGAGAGCCCCUCUGAGGGAGAGGGCCCUGGAGAGAGUGAGAGCCCCUCUGAGGGAGAGGGCCCUGGAGAGAGUGAGAGCCCCUCUGAGGCAGAGGGCCCUGGAGAGAGUGAGAGCCCCUCUGAGGGAGAAGGAAAGGAAGAGGAAGUGGUAAAGAAGGAGAUUGAGGCAGAAGCCCCUCCAAUGCCUGAAGUGGAGGGGACGGGUGGCACACAGGACACCGGGAAACCCUCUGAGAAAAAGGAGGGGAGGGAGGAGGACACAGGAAAAAAGACUGAAGAGGAAGUUCGCGAAUCACCUGAGUGGGGAAGCUUGGGUCAGGAGACCUUGGAGCCCCCUGAGAGAGAAGAAGAGAAGAAGAAGUGGGAGGAGGAAGAGAGUGAAGAGGAGAGAGAGUAUGCAAAGAAGAAAGGGAUUCUCAAGCUCUUGAUCUCAGGAGGAGAGCCCCAGGCCAGACAGUUGUAUGGGAUCAUAUAUGAUGAUUUCAAAGACUGUGAGUGCUACGGCCACUCUAACCGCUGCAGCUACAUAGACUACCUGAACAUCGUAACGUGUGUCAGCUGCAAGCACAAUACAAGAGGACAGAACUGCCAGCACUGCAGACUGGGCUACUUCAGAAAUAACUCAGCUGAACUGGAUGAUGAGGGUGUCUGCAUCGAGUGUAACUGUAACCAGAUGGGUUCUGUCCAUGACCGGUGUAAUGGGACAGGCUUCUGCCAGUGUAAAGACGGCACUACGGGGCCCAAGUGUGACGACUGUUUCCCUGGGUACUACUGGAAACAAGGCUGCUACUCUAAUGUGUGUGACGAGGAGCUGCUCCUGUGCCAGAAUGGUGGGACGUGCUCCCAGAACCAGAAGUGUAUCUGUCCUCCAGAGUUUAAGGGUGUGCUGUGCCAACAGUCCCGCUGUGAGGGGGGCAAGGUCUGUAACACCGCCUCCACCCUCCACCUCCUGGCCCUCGUCCCCCUACUGCUCUGCGUCCUGCUACCACACCUUUUGGCCACAUUAACUGCACACUGAGUCGUCACCUGCUGCCUCCUCAAAUACAGGGGUAACUGUUGUGUGUGUGGGCAACCCCAGAGAGGGAAGAGUGGGAAAGGCCUGCUAGCUGGCCAAGGACCCUAUGAGCACACACAAACAUCACAAGACUGUUACUGACUCGGGGAACUCCCCCUGUUGUGAGACUUCAGAGGAAGACUGAGGAAAAAUCAAGACAACCAACCCACUGUCUCUCCCUUUAUACGAGAGACCUGGAGAAAUCGCAUACCAAAAAGCAUUAUUAUUACUAUUAAACGUGCAAAUGAGAACACUUUAAAUCAUUACUGUUCACUAUGAAGAAGAAGGGAGGGAGGAAGGAAAUGGCUGAUGUAAAACAAUGACGUUUCCUUUGUCUUUAUUGAUUUGAGUUAAUGCACCCCACUUAUCUUGAGACAAUGCACUUACUGCUGCGGAAAGAAAGACAGGGAUUGUUUGACUAGACAUGAGCGGGGAGCUAGAGGGAGGGGGAGGGCUAGGUCGUGAUUCGCUGCUAAGGACUACUUAGAAUAUUAACCAGGUUCCAUUGUUUGACUAGACAUGAGCGGGGAGCUAGAGGGAGGGGGAGGGCUAGGUCGUGAUUCGCUGCUAAGGACUACUUAGAAUAUUAACCAGGUUCCAUUGUUUGACUAGAGAUGAGCGGGGAGCU